AUGACCUCAAGCAUUCUGCUGAAAUCCACGGCGCCCGCCCGCGCCUUGGCGCAUAACCAUGCAGCGGCUGCUCGCAAGAUUGCUAGCCCCUUGACGAAAUGCGCCAGAAUUCACACUGCACCGUCGCGAGCGACGUCGCCAUCAGCCAAGUCGUCUAGUGUCAAAAUCAACAAGACGCCUUCAUUGUCGCGCAACUUCCACACGACUAACAAACUUUCCUCUAAAGAUCCAUACAAGGCUCUCGGCGUCGACAAGAGCGCAUCUGCUUCAGAAAUUAAAAAGGCAUACUACGGGCUCGCAAAGAAGUUUCACCCCGACACAAAUAAAGACGCUUCCGCCAAGGACCGGUUCGCCGAUAUCCAAUCCGCCUACGAAAUCCUGUCCGAUCCAAAGAAGAAGGAGCAAUACGACCAGUUCGGCGCCGCCGGUUUCGACCCCAAUGGCAACCCUGCAGGUGGUGAUCCCUUCGGCGGAGCGGGCAAUCCUUUCCAUGGUUUUGGCGGGGGUGGCCAAGGCGGCUUCGGUGGCGGCUUCAACUUUGAUGACAUAUUCUCCGCCUUUACGGGCGGCCAGGGGGGCCCGUUUGGCAGCGGACGGCGCGGGGGUCGUGCGAACCCUUUUCAACAAGAGAUCCUUGUCGGCGAAAAUAUCGAGGUCCAGGCCAGCAUCACAUUCAUGGAGGCUGCCAAGGGCACAAGCAAAACCAUCUCCAUCACACCAACCGUUGAAUGUGGCACCUGCACGGGGAGCGGCCUGAAGACCGGAUCGCAGCGCGCGCCCUGUAAGGCUUGUAACGGAACAGGAACUCGCCUCCAUUUUAUGCAGGGCGGUUUCCAGAUGGCUUCCACUUGCGGUACCUGCGAAGGCUCCGGAUCGACAAUUCCCAAGGGCUCCGAAUGCAAGACCUGCUCCGGCCACGGUGUAGUCCGCGAGCGCAAGACCAUCACCGUUGAUAUCCCAGCCGGUAUCGAGGACGGAAUGCGACUGCGAGUGGACGGCGCCGGCGACGCGCCAGCAACCGGCCGCUCCGCCGACCCCAACGCCCGUAGCCAGCGCGGCGACCUCUACGUCUUCGUCCGCGUGGCCAAAGACCCCAAGUUCACGCGAGAAGGCUCCAACAUUCUUCACACUGCCAGCAUUCCCCUGACGACGGCGCUCCUUGGUGGCCAGGUUUCCAUCCCCACUCUGGACGGCUCCGUCAACGUCAAGGUCGCGACCGGCACCAACACGGGUGACAAGAUUACGCUCUCCGGCAUGGGAAUGAAGCGCCUCGGCUCCCGACGCGGUGGCUCCGGCGACCUUCGCGUUGAGUUCAGGGUCAACAUGCCCAAGUACCUCAGUGCCAACCAGCGCACUAUUGUAGAGAUGCUCGCCGAUGAAAUGGACGACAAGACGGCGCGACGAGUCAUGAAUGUUUCGCCUUCCAGAAACGCUUCACCUAGUGGCGACGCCGCCUCCCACGAAAACGAGGGCUUCUUAAAGUCAGUCUGGCACAAGAUGACAAACCACCCAGCACACGAAAAGAAGCCUGACGGCGACGGCACUUCCUCCGCGGGCGAUAAGUCACCGACGAAAAAGAGCGACGGCGAGGAGACCAAGAAGCCAGACUCCGCCUAA
This is a messenger RNA of Cordyceps fumosorosea ARSEF 2679, 1617 nucleotides long. Its product is annotated as Heat shock protein DnaJ. Gene Ontology annotation, biological process: protein refolding; response to heat. The record is from RefSeq and is a predicted model, not a curated record. Gene Ontology annotation, cellular component: cytoplasm. Lineage: Eukaryota; Fungi; Ascomycota; Sordariomycetes; Hypocreales; Cordycipitaceae. Bases 1 to 1617 code for a protein of 538 amino acids. Gene Ontology annotation, molecular function: heat shock protein binding; ATP binding. The transcript has 3 exons.